AUGCAAAUGAGAACAAUUGUGACCUUGGCUGUGGUAGCGGUGGCGAGCGCGUCACAACAGGUCCGAGAGAAGCGCGGUCUCCUUGGACAACCUCUAAUCAGCUCACAUGCACCACUCCACACCGCUCCUCUUCUGAGCACCCACUCUCUACAAGCUGCCCCAUUGUUGAGCUCCCACUCCCUGCACGCACCUCUAGUAAGCUCCCACUCUCUCCAUGCCCCCCUAUUAAGCUCCCACUCUCUCAAUGCCCCCCUAUUGAGCUCCCACUCUCUCCACGGCCCCCUUAUAAGCUCCCCCUCUCUCCACGCUCCCCUGUUGAGCUCUCACAUCCACGAGCCUCUGCCCCUCGCGCACAGUUCCCUCUCAGCCCCCCUGCUGUCGGCUCCAUUGCUCAGUUCCAGCCUCCACGCUCCCCUGCUCAGCUCUCACGUGCAUUCAGCCCCACUGCUGCCCGCCGCUACCAUCAUAAGAGCAGCACCGAUAACGAAAUACGUGUCUGCACCCAGAUACGCCGCUGGUUGGUAA
This is a messenger RNA of Achroia grisella, 525 nucleotides long. RefSeq names its product pupal cuticle protein G1A-like. Lineage: Eukaryota; Metazoa; Arthropoda; Insecta; Lepidoptera; Pyralidae. The record is from RefSeq and is a predicted model, not a curated record. Bases 1 to 525 code for a protein of 174 amino acids. The transcript has 2 exons.